Ectocarpus sp. CCAP 1310/34 is the source of this 403-nucleotide messenger RNA. NCBI's taxonomy places the organism in Eukaryota, Phaeophyceae, Ectocarpales, Ectocarpaceae. The record is from the annotation of a GenBank genome assembly.
CUAUCCGAUGGGGUAACACUGCUCAAUUUUCAAGCAAACCCUACCAAAGAUUUCCUCUCGCUGCCUCGUUAUUGAUUUUCCCGUGUGCGUGUCUUAGUCUUAGCAGGUGUCCCUUACGACUUACGUGUCUUGCGGGCCAGUGGCCCCCCGCGCGCUAUCAAACCCCCUCUUCGACUCCCAGACCACUGCCAUGCGCAAGGGAAACUCUCUGUACGCCGUGAAUGCCAAGGUGGGCGUGGCGACAGAGGACAUCGCCACCAUGGCGUACGCGAUUGUUCGUGCAGUCCGAGACAGUGGGAAAUCGAAAAUGGCGAACGGCUACGAGCCGCUCCAACGUUGCGCCUCAUUGCUAUGAUCCUUGUCGCAGCACGGUUGUCACCGCGCACGGCGAAGAUUCCUUGUU